AAAUUUGGUGGUUCGACUCUGCCAAUGCAAACAAAUUGAAGCUGCUCUGACGCUUACUUAAGCAAAUUUUACUUUGCAAAUCAUUGUAAUUUACAGCGUCCCAGACUCUAACAUAAGUGAGGAAAUUAAAAAAGCCAUAAUCUAGUGUAAUAUUCCUUUGUUAAAAUAUGGGAGGAGCUGAAGAGAAUGACAAGCAUGAGGGUGAAGUUGAGAAGGAGCAUAAGAAGGAAAAGAAAGAGAAAGCAGAGGAUGCUGGAGAGGAAUCUAAAGAGAAGAAGAAGGAGAAGAAGAAUAAGGAAGGGAAAGAGAAGAAGGAGAAGAACCCUGAAGAUAAAAAGGAUCCUGCGAUAUUAAAGCAAAAGCUUGAAAAACUAGACUCCAAGAUGCAAGCUCUGCAAACUAAGAGAGAAGAAAUAUUGAAGCUGCUUCAAGAAGUAGAACAAGGUGCAGCUAAUUCAAGUGAAGCUACUGCAUAAGAUUUAUCUCUGUGUUUAUACUGAAUAAAUAGUGUAUCUAUCUAUCUAUAUAUAUAUAUAUAUAUAUAUAUGAGUUUGUCCUUAAAUUGGUGGCUUAUGUAAUUUCUUGAAUUAAAGUUAAAUAAGA
This is a messenger RNA of Glycine soja, 603 nucleotides long. Its product is annotated as protein PXR1-like. The record is from RefSeq and is a predicted model, not a curated record. The transcript is spliced from 2 exons. Lineage: Eukaryota; Viridiplantae; Streptophyta; Magnoliopsida; Fabales; Fabaceae. Bases 168 to 476 code for a protein of 102 amino acids.